Molecule: messenger RNA, 2782 nt
Organism: Marmota flaviventris (yellow-bellied marmot)
Lineage: Eukaryota; Metazoa; Chordata; Mammalia; Rodentia; Sciuridae
Source: RefSeq, a predicted model, not a curated record
AUGGUAGGUGGUGGAAGAGUUUGGAGGAGAAACCUUACUACCUUGGAAAUUGCUGAAGACUAUCCAUUAUUUCAAUCAAUUUAUAGAGUGAUUGCCACAGAUGAGGACUCUGCAAAUGGUGAUCAGCUGAUGUACACCAUUGAGACACAGUUAUCUGGACCAAAGGAAGGAGCAAAUUCUUUUGGAAUGGAUCCUGUAAGUGGUGUUGUUAGCUUGAAAGGUGGAGACCCCCUGGACUUUGAAGCUGGAUAUCAUGUUUUCCAGCUUGCCCUGAGAGCAACAGAUAAAACAGGUCUGUUCUGCCAAGGGACACUAAUUAUCAAGAUUAUAGACAUAAAUGACGAGAAGCCUCAAUUUGAGCCAUUUCCUCUGGAUUCUAUUAAUGUGACUGAAAAGAAACCUGUAGGAGAAAUUAUAGCAAGAGUAAAAGCAACAGAUCGAGAUGAAGAUAACAGCAUCACUUAUUCCUUUAAAACUCAGCAGGAAAUGUUUGGUUUGGACCCUCUUAAAGGUAUAAUCACUCUUCUCCAGCCUUUGAAUCUUGACAACCCAAAUAACUCCAAAACCUACCCUUUGGAAAUUGAGGCCAGAGAUAACGGAAAUAAUACCAACACUUACAUGUUUACAGUUUUUGUGGAGAACAUAGAUGAUCCUAUUUCCUGUGACUCAAGUUUUUCAACAGGAGCAGGUGUUUCAGUGUCUGUUCCUGAAAAUAUUCCUGCAUCUGCUUUUAUAUAUAUGAUUCUUUCAAGGGACCCAGAUAUAGGACAAGAAGUUGAAUUUCUAAUAUUAAAUUCUUCAACUAACGCCACUGCCUACUUUGCUUUGGAUUCACGUAAUGGUGUCAUUUCUAAAACCAUUGAACCUCUUUUGGACUAUGAAACAAAUCCUAAGCAUUUCCAGUUUGUAAUUGCUGUUAGGAAUAAGGAGAACCUCCCUGUGGAGUCAUGUAUUGGCACCAUCACUAUAAACAUCCAGAAUGUUAAUGAUGAGAGUCCUGUUCUUACAUACAUACCAGAUGCACCUAUAAAUAUUUAUGAAAAUCUGCCUGUUGGAACAAUGCUGGUCAAGUUGACAGCAACUGAUAGAGACAUAGGGGACUCAGUACACUAUGAAUUUAUAGGUACACAAAAAGAAUUUUCUAUAAAUGAAGAUUCAGGAGAGAUCACAAUUGCCUGUCCUUUGGAUUAUGAGGAUGUAGCCACCCCAAAGUCUUGGGUAUUAUAUAUUAGAGCUUAUGACAACAAACGGAUGCAUUCAACAACUGGGUCACUCACAGUGAUACUACAAGAUGUGAAUGACAAUCCACCUCAGUGCUCACAGGAUAUUUACAUAAUUGAACUUCCUGAAAACAUCCCAUCUGAAACUCUAUUAGUCUCUCUAACAUGCACAGAUAAGGAUGCAACUCUUCCUAAUAACAACAUAACUUAUCAUUUGAUUAUGGAUACUUUUUCAAAUAAAACCUUUACUCUCACUAACAAUGAACUGAGGAUUGGAUCUACACAUUUAGAUUUUGAUAAUGCUAUUUUUGCAGGAAUGCACUUCAAAUAUACAUUGUUUGUGAGGGUUUCUGAUGAAGGAAGUCCUGCACUCUCAACUAUUCUUACAAUCAUUGUAAGAGUGAGUCGCAUAAAUGAACUGAAUCCAGUUGGAACUACAUCGGUUACCUUCAGUAUAUUUGAAAAUAGUCCAGUUGAUGCACUAGUUGGAAAAAUUACAUUUACAGAUGCAGACUGGCCAUUUAACAACUUAAAAUAUACCAUUGUUGGAGGCAAUGUGGGAACUCCUCCCAAAUUUUACAUUGAACCAGAUACAGGCAUGAUAAAGCUACUAGAUUCACUAGACAGGGAAGUGGAGUCACAGUAUAAGAUAACCGUGAGGAUUGUAGACUUGGACAACGAUGCCAUUCCUGACCCCUUCAGACAAAGAAGGGCUACUGCUCAGGUGACCAUCAAUGUUCUGAAUAUAAAUGAUGAGCCUCCUGUAUGCAAUCCACCACAUUUGGAAACUCGGAUUUACUCCAUUGUUAAGGCUCCUUUUGUUCACCUCAACUGUUCAGACAAAGAUUCUCCAAAGGAACAUCUGAGCUAUUCGAUUGUAGGAGGAAAUACAAAUAAUCAGUUCACACUUCGGAGACUGGGUGUUGAUCCUCCUUCUCUGGUCAUCAGGCAGAAUUUCCAGUAUGAUGUAUUUCAAGGGAUUCAAGACCCAGUGACUUUCCAGUUGCUUAUUGAAGUCACUGAUGAAUUAGGUGGGAAUAAAGCUCGUCAGCUGUCAGCUACUACCACAGUCAUAAUUCAUGUGCUUCCCUGGACCACAGCACAGCCAACUUCUUCCACAAAAACAUCCACAACUACAAUUACUACUUCUGUCUUGAAGAAGAUUUCAUAUUACUGGAGCCCUGAUAACUGGUUUCCUGCAGUAUUAACUCUAACAGGAGCUCUUUUUAUGGCGUGCCUCUAUGCUGGUGCAUGGUGCCUCUUCAAAGAUGUUCCUGCCUGUUCAAGAUUAUUUCCUCACUGUCACAAACAUCAGCAGCAUCAACCAAGUCUCACUGCCAAGGAUCCAGGGCAGGUACCAAGGCAUGGAAACUCUUUGAGUAGUGUUCCCAAACCAAACUCAAAACCAAACUUGCUGCCUGGAAAUCAUCAGCUGUCAACAGUGUGAUGGGCAUGUAAUUGAUCCUGGCAAGAAGCAGAAUAUGGUAUCAAUAUUUCUAUGUUUAAAAAAGUACUUUCUAAACAGGAUCAAUUUCACAAUACUAAGGAGCAGCAUUAUGGAG